UGCUGCGCGCAGGGGGCCGGCUCCCCGGGCCUGGGAGGAGGCGGUGGCGGCGGAGGUACCCGCGGCGGGAGGAGGAGCCGCCGCUGCCGCCGACGGCUUCUUGCUCCGCCGCCGCGCUGCCGGGAGGGCUGGCCGCGCCGCGCCCCCGCGAUGCCGCUCUUCGCCACCAACCCCUUCGACCAGGAUGUGGAGAAAGCAACCAGUGAGAUGAACACUGCAGAGGACUGGGGCCUCAUCUUAGACAUCUGUGAUAAAGUUGGACAGUCACGCACAGGGCCUAAGGACUGUCUGCGUUCUAUUAUGAAGAGAGUGAAUCAUAAAGAUCCUCAUGUUGCUAUGCAAGCCUUAACACUUCUAGGAGCAUGUGUAUCAAACUGUGGUAAAAUCUUUCAUUUAGAAGUCUGUUCAAGAGAUUUUGCCAGUGAAGUAAGCAAUGUGUUGAAUAAGGGUCAUCCAAAAGUUUGUGAAAAGCUGAAAGCCCUUAUGGUGGAAUGGACUGAUGAAUUCAAGAAUGAUCCACAGCUUAGUUUAAUAUCUGCUAUGAUAAAAAAUCUUAAGGAGCAAGGAGUUACUUUCCCAGCUAUUGGUUCACAGGCCGCUGAACAGGCAAAAGCAAGUCCAGCUCUGGUUGCCAAAGAUCCUGGUACAGUCGCCAACAAAAAGGAAGAGGAAGAUUUAGCUAAAGCUAUCGAACUGUCACUAAAAGAACAAAGGCAACAGCAAACAACACUUUCCAGUUUGUAUCCGAGCACCUCAAGCCUUUUAACAAAUCACAAGCAUGAGGGCCGCAAGGUUCGUGCAAUCUAUGAUUUUGAGGCUGCAGAAGACAACGAGUUAACUUUUAAAGCUGGAGAACUUAUAACUAUCCUUGAUGACAGUGAUCCAAAUUGGUGGAAAGGUGAAACUCAUCAAGGUAUAGGAUUGUUUCCAUCUAAUUUUGUAACAGCUGAUCUUUCUGCUGAGCCAGAAAUGAUGAAAGCUGAGAAGAAAACAGUGCAGUUCAGUGAUGAAGUUCAAGUAGAAACAAUAGAACCUGAGCCUGAACCAGUUUACAUUGAUGAAGAUAAAAUGGACCAACUCUUGCAGAUGCUACAAAGUGCAGAUCCGUCUGAUGACCAGCCAGACCUCCCAGAAUUGCUUCAUCUUGAGGCCAUGUGCCACCAGAUGGGACCUCUCAUAGAUGAAAAGUUGGAAGAUAUAGACAGGAAGCAUUCAGAACUUUCAGAGCUCAAUGUUAAAGCAAUGGAGGCUCUUUCCUUGUAUAACAAAUUGAUGAAUGAAGACCCUAUGUAUUCCAUGUAUGCAAAACUACAAAACCAACAGUAUUACAUGCAGUCGUCUGGGGUUUCUGGCUCUCAGGUUUAUCCGGGACAACCUCAAAGCAACGCGUAUUUGGUGGCAGGGAGUGCACAGAUGGGCCCUAUUCAAGGCUACAACCUUCCUCCGGAGCAGCUCCCUUCUCUCAGCCAAGGCACCGUGACACCAUCUGCCAGCUCAGUACUGCCUGCUCAGCCUGCACAGACGUCUUACACAAAUGCAAUGGUUGGCUCUGUUGCUGGAAAUACUUACUCUAGCCAGGCUCCAGUGUAUAGUCCGCCACCCGCUACUGUUGAUGUUGCUGCUUAUCAGAAUGCUGGAACUAGUAUGUCCCAGGUGCCAAACUAUAACUUAGCGUCCCCAGCUCUGCCGCAGACAGCGGGCAGUCAACAGCCACCUCCACAGCAACCACAGCCUGCGCCACCUCCACAGCCACAGCAUAGUUACUCACAGAAGGCUCUGCUAUAGGAUCCAGGACUUCUGAUUCCUAAUCUUCUCUAACCUCUGCUAAAGGCAGUUGGCAAUUCUAUGAGUUUCUUCCUUUAAUCUCUUAAACUUCGUUUAUCCUCAGCUUAAUAAGAAUCUAUCUUGGUGAACAAGUUCAAUUUGCACUGACUUUUUAGGAUUUUUUUUUUAAUUUUGCAGAGGAACGGAUAUAUUUAGGACAUUUACUUCCUUUUAAAAUGCCUAAAAAUUGGUACAAGAUUAUUUAUGUCUGGUAAAAUUGGCUAGUCUGUGAAAACCCAACACUUGCAAACUGUUGUGGCAUAUAUGUUAUGUACAUAUAGUGUGUGAUUGCAAUAGUGGCCAUUUCGUAUAGCUAUGGUGAUCAUGUGAAUAUAUUUAACACAAUGUUUAAAAAUAAUUUACUGUUUUAUUUUAAUCAUGAACUGACAACAAUGUCUCAUAGUUUUGUCUAGCUUUAUGACAGAUGUGAUAUCUCUUUCCAAUGCAGGAAAGGCAGUAAUUCUGCAUAUCAUGGUUACACUUACAAGCUAAGGUCUACAUAUGAAUUUACAAACUUACCUGAGUCUAGGUUUCAUUGCUUCUUGAAUUGAACACAAGUGUAUCAUGACUAUUAGAUGGCUUAUCUACCAAAGUAAACUAGUUAACUAGUAAGUGAUUUGGGGGCAUAACAGCAAAUUAUGAUUCUGCUUCAGAUAUGAUUAAUGACUUAAAACUACUAUUCAGAGGCUGCUAAACAUAUCAUGGGACCAUGCAACAGGAUCUUGCAUUUUAUCAUGUGGAGCAUGUAAUUUAUUUUUUCCAAGUUGUUUAUUACAAUGAGAACCAGAACUGUAUUCUACAUAUGUUGGUAGAGAUUACACCAAAGACAGAGGAAUUGAGUUGGAAGAGAAACGGUGGAGUUUUAAACUGGAACACACAGCACCAAUAACACUACUUUAUUCAAGUCUUCUUAAUUAGAACAUGGAGAAUUACGGACAUUUAAAUCACUUUGCUGAACAAACCUUCAGGGCUUUAUUUUCUCUCUUGUGGCCUUGCUUAGCAAUUUGUUGUAUUUACUAUUCUUACACAAACACUUCUGCCUUAAACAUCUGUUUCAAUUUCCAGUCAUACCAUUUGAUUUUAUUAGCCCUUCUAUAGUAUGAAUAGUUUGAGGCAUCUUAUUUACAUUCACUUUCAGGUUACUUUGAAUUCUCCUGCAGCAACCUGCAUGAGCCUUUUUUAAAUGCUGGCAUUUCUCGGUAAUUAGCCAGGUGGCUCUUGAAGGCGUGAUGUUUUGUUUUGGUGUUUGUUUGUUUGUUUGGUAGUAGAAGGCAGCAUUUUGGGUAGGCCUGAACAGUUUCUUGUACAGAGGCUGUUGUUAUUUUGCAUUUGUAUUCCAUCCAUUAGUGCAUCCUGUUUUCCUCUUCUCUUUUCCAGCGACUCUAAUUCCAAUUAGAGCAAUACUAGAUGGCUUAAAAACCAGAUCUGUGUUUUCAGUCUUGUUAGUGUGUAUGUCAGAAAUGGUUCACUUUUGUGUACUAUAUUUUUGUGUGAUGCUUCUGGAAUUAAAUGUUGCAAUUGUACAUUAUACUAUAAGCUGACCUCAGUUAUCCCAUAGACUCCCGUGUCUGUUCACGGUUACCUAACAUGCCUUUGUUUCACUGUUUUAGUAGACACUGGUGUUUUGCCUGUUAAUGCUUUCGUAUGACUAUUGUGCAUAACUUCUAACUGGGGUGGUUACAAAAUGUGCCCAUAGCUGAUGCUUUUCCAGUUGGGGAUGCUCUAGCCAGAUGGAGCUGUUUUGAUAGUAGUAUUUUUGCUUAUUUUUUUUUCUUCAUAAUUCUUAAGCACCCUCACAAACUGUCACUAAUUCAGUACUUGGUGUCAUCACAAAGUCUGUGGAAUCUGGAAGGAGAUAUUAAAAAAACAAAAAACCAAUAUGUUGUGUCAUAGGUAAUUUUCGAUAGAUUGAAGAGGUGAUUUUCUUCAGGAGGUUCAUGUAAUAUCAUUUAGAUAGUGUUCUCUGUAUGCUUUAAGUACCUUAUUCCAUAAUCAGAGAAACAAUAUGUACAGAACUGUGUAAUUUCUACAUAAAAGUGAAAAUAACUUUUUACUCCAUAGUUCUUAGGCCCAGAUUCAAUGAGAAGCUUGAAGCAUCAAAAAUAGUCCAACUGACAUUGAUUAUUUGUAUUCUUAGGUUUUCAUAUGUUGUAUCACAUGUUCCCUCAUAAGGGCCUAUGGAAACUCUGUACAGAAAUGGCUCAGCAAAAAUACGUUUUGGUACUAAUUUAUUGUUUUUAAAAUUUUUGGUCUUUUUUCCUCAACAUACAGAAAUGCUUGUUCCUGAUUUCUCGUUUGAACACUGAAAACUUGUGUGUAUCUCAAGUUGUUUUGCUUUCCAGCUUACUUAUUUUGGGUAUGUAUCCGUCUUUAAGAAAAGGGAAAUCACCUUUCAUUUGUGUUCAAGAUGAACAAAAACCACUUUCUAAAAUGCAAUGUGACUAUAAAUUCAGCAUAAGAAAAAUUGUGAAAAAAAUUUUGUUUUUCCUCAUGCCUUUGCAAGAGUCACCGCUUCAUGGUAUCUCCUGUAACAAAUGGUGGAUUUUAGUUGACUUAGAAUCAGUUUUCAUUGUCCACAGUUGGUGCAGCAGGUCACUAGAUCUUUAGGUUUGGAGUCUUAGUGUUUCUGUUGCAUCCUACAUUUUCAAUUUCAGUUGCGUUUUUCAGAUUAGAUUGCAUUUGGAGCUAUAUUGCUUCCUGUUGAUUUUUCUCAUCAGAAAAGCUUAUUUCGUCUUCUUGCUUGGUUAUGUCCCAUAUGCUGGAUACCCUAAAGUGAUGCCUCCUCCUACCUUGCUGGGUGCUGCCAUUGCACUAGUUCCUUCAGCCAUCCUCUCGUAUCCUUGCUGCUAAUGCAGCGAGUCCUUUUCAGUUCACCUCUGUCUCCUGGAGAUGCCGUUGCUGGGGCUUCUCUGCUGUGGUUUAUUCUGAGGAUUCCUUCUUUAUUCAUCAUUCUGACCAAGUUCACAAAUGUUCUGUCUUACUAUGGUAUUGAACGCUGAAAUAAGGGUGUGAGGGGGAAAGAACAUAUACAGCUACUGUAUGGAAAAGGUUUUUAGUAAAUAAAUGUCAGAAAGUUAAUCUAUCUGAAAGUUAAGAAUGCAUGGAAAUGAUAUGUUAAUCAUGUUCCAGAGGAGACCUAAUUUUUGACUGUCUUGUUUUUUUACAUGUAAGUUGUCAGUGAAAGGCUAAAAUGCCUUCACAGUGUUUUGUACGAGCCUUUGUUAUUUAACCCUUUCAUUAAGGAAUACAAAAAUGUUAAUUAACGUCAGAAAGGAUAUUUUAGUGGCUUGGUUAUAAUGAACUGGAGCAAACUCUGGAAAGUGCCUUCUGUGCAUUUCAUUUCUAUAAACAAAGCUUGUUUACCCAUGUGUAUCAUCUCAAUUUAUGUGGGCAUAAGAUGUCAAGAUUCACUGUAAGCAUCCCAGGAAAAUCCCGAGGCAGCGUGUUAACAUUUGCUACAUGGAUGUCGUGGCGGGAUGUCCCAGAGCGCGCACUUGCAGGAACAGUUGAAGCAUAUAUACCCAUCCCGUUCAGUGGCCGGUACCCACGUACACGUGUAUUUAAUGUCCCAGGCCAAGUACCUACAGACAGCAGUAACACAACAAUAAAAAGGAACAAAAUAUAAGAAUUACUGCAUGCUUCUCAGCAGGUGUGGAGCAGCAUAUUGCCCUCAUGGUACAGUUAAUUAUUUUUGGGGGGGGGUGAAGGGGAGUACAGGGCGGGGUUGGGGUGGGCACUGAAAUGAAUUUGAGUCACCUGAACUUCAGAAAAUUCAGCCAGCAACCAAAAUGCUUAGAUGUAACAAAGGAGAUGGGUUUGCUUUUAAUGGCAUGUACAUCUUUUGCCGAUCAAAUCCAGGCUGCUAUUGUAGUUCUCUGUUUUCAUCUAGAUGGCAGGAACAUCAGGUUUACACUGGAGAACUGCUUAAUACCUCAUUCUCCAAUUUGCUGUAGUAUUUUCUCUAGUAUCACCUUAUUUUUCACUCAUAUUUCAAAGAUACCUGUGCAGUCUAUACAUACAAAGAUCUUACGUUAUUCCCUGUCUGCUGGGUUUCAGAGGAAGAAUGAACACCUCUAAUUACAGCAGCUACCAUGGCACUUUGCAUGACUAACUGCAGCUUCCUUUGGAGAAGAUGCGUGUAUCUGUUUUGAAGAACAAGGGAGCAUAAUUUUUCCAGUUAAAAAUUAGGAGGAGGGUUUGGUUUUUUAAAAAGAAAAAGGUAAAGUAGAAGUUACAAAAACCUCCGUUGCUAACCGUGGGCAGAAUCAUUUUUUCCUCUGUUAUUCAAUCUUAGUAAAGCAAACCAACUCCAUGCGACAGAUACUCCUUUUUCAUUUUUGGCUGCAUUGAAAAAUAUUAACCUUUAUGUGUAUACUGUCCAACACCAUAGUAAAAAACGGGAAGGCCUUGACAUUUGAACUUUUUGCUUCAGUGUGUGAAAAACACUAUGUAUGUUUUUGAAGCCUUGUUUCUUAAAUUAGAGUGUUUGUGUAUAAAAACAUUCCAUUUGCUACUAUGUAAAAUUGCAGAUCUAAAGUUCACUUUUCAUGCUGCUACCUUGGCAGAAAGGUGGUAGGAUUUUCUGUUCUUCUAUCCCUGCAUGUGCUUCUGGAAAUCCAAAUAAUUUUGUCUUUGUCAUGAAAAAGAAAAGAAGCCUGCGGCAGUCUGCUUUGGUUUGAAUAAAGUGUACACAGUAGCCAAGUGCAUUUUGGGUUUUGUUUUGAUUCUCCCUUUGAUGUUGGCAUAUGUAUAUAUUUAGAUACACUGCACUGUUGUACAAGAAUUGUUUUAGUAAAUAACACUAUUUGUAAAAACUGUUAACUGUUUUUGGUAUGAAUGCAAAAUAUUAAAGUUGGAGUAUUUAGUUCAA
Columba livia (rock pigeon) is the source of this 6694-nucleotide messenger RNA. RefSeq names its product signal transducing adaptor molecule (gene STAM). The transcript has 14 exons. Gene Ontology annotation, biological process: protein transport to vacuole involved in ubiquitin-dependent protein catabolic process via the multivesicular body sorting pathway. Lineage: Eukaryota; Metazoa; Chordata; Aves; Columbiformes; Columbidae. Gene Ontology annotation, molecular function: phosphatidylinositol binding; ubiquitin binding. Gene Ontology annotation, cellular component: ESCRT-0 complex. The record is from RefSeq and is a predicted model, not a curated record. The coding region runs from base 151 to 1785 and encodes 544 amino acids.